Pelmatolapia mariae (spotted tilapia) is the source of this 2623-nucleotide messenger RNA. It is a transcript of the gene prss35, whose product is annotated as serine protease 35. The transcript is spliced from 2 exons. Gene Ontology annotation, molecular function: serine-type endopeptidase activity. Lineage: Eukaryota; Metazoa; Chordata; Actinopteri; Cichliformes; Cichlidae. The record is from RefSeq and is a predicted model, not a curated record. Gene Ontology annotation, biological process: proteolysis. The coding region runs from base 178 to 1431 and encodes 417 amino acids.
AGGAGCAAUGAGGAGAAGGCAGCCAUCGCCCUGCUGAUAGCAGAAGGUCUGGGAUGCAGUGAAGUCCCGUUUGUUUCCCAGUUCAUAUUUGUGUAGGUCCUGGGAAAACAAACAAUAACGUUGCGGAUUUGGCAGAUCCAUCAAUCGAAUGCGAGCAGAGCCAGGCCCAACUUAACAAUGGGCCACAUACCCUUCUGUGUCCUGGUCCCAGUGACAGUGCUGGCUGUGGUGGCUGUAGCUGCUGUAGAUGAUGAGUACACCUGGCCGCAGUGGAAAGUUCCUCUGGUGAGGAAAAGACGUACUGUGCCUCUCAGCAGCCCAAGCUUCUCAGCUCAUCCACAGCCAGAGCUAAGUGGGACUUGUGGGAUCGAGUGCCAGCGUCGCCUUCCUUCACCUUCCCUGGAAGACUUGGAGCAGUUCUUGUCUUACGAGACAGUCUACGAAAAUGGCACACGCACGUUUACUUCCAUUUCUGUGCAGGGUCUCAACGAGAUGACCGCAUGGUCCAGAAAUGCCUCGUCUAGCUCUCGCCACAAACGAGAGGUGUAUGGCACAGAUACCCGCUUCACCAUCGCUGAUAAGCAGUUCUCUACCAAAUAUCCGUUCUCCACCUCUGUGAAGGUGUCCACAGGCUGUUCUGGGGUUCUGGUAUCCCCUAAACAUGUGCUGACUGCUGCCCACUGCAUCCAUGAUGGAAAGGAUUAUCUAGAUGGAGUGCAGAAACUACGUGUCGGGAUUCUGAAGGAGAAAUCCAGGCGAGGGAAAGGAGGCAGAGAGAGAGGAGGACGACGAAAAGGUAGAAGAAGAAAGGGAGACACAGCUCAAGAAGAUGGACAGGAAAAGGAGGAGAAUGGCGGUAAAGGGAGGGGAAAAGGGAAAAGUAGGAAGAGCCGGAAUAGGCGAAGCGUGGAAUCUGAGAAACCAUCAUUUAGGUGGACAAGAGUCAAAAAGACCCAGGUUCCUAAGGGUUGGUUCAAAGGCGUGUCGGGUGGACUGGCUGCAGAUUACGACUAUGCUGUUCUGGAACUGAAGAAAUCCUCAAAAGUGAAGCACAUGGAUCUGGGUGUGAUCUCCUCAGUCAAGAAGCUUCCUGCUGGGAGGAUCCACUUCUCCGGCUUCGAUGAUGACCGACCUGGUAACUUGGUGUACCGGUUCUGCUCCGUGUCUGAGGAAUCCAAUGAUUUGUUGUACCAAUACUGCGAUGCCAAACCUGGCUCCAGUGGCUCUGGGGUCUACAUCCGCCUCAAAGAACCAGGCAAGAAGAAGUGGAAGAGAAAGAUCAUUGGAGUCUUCUCCGGUCACCAGUGGGUGGAUGUUAAUGGGGACGGGACACAGCAGGAUUACAACGUGGCAGUGAGGAUAACACCCCUCAAAUAUGCUCAGAUCUGCAACUGGGUCCAUGGGGACUCAAGCGCGUGCCAGGUAGCCUAAAAAACACAGGACCCCACCUCCCCCUUAUACAUAACCCUAGGUACAAGCGAUCCCCAACCUACACACUCCUCGUCUUUAAUCAUCAAUCAGGGGCCCAACAACUGCCUUCCUGUAACCUCCUGUGCCUCCCAGUGGCUCCUGCUACACUGGUCCACACACACACAGACACACACACGCACGCACACACACACACACACACACAUACAGCCAUUCAGACUCUGUGUUGACAAGAGAAACUUGUCAGCGCAUCAGAACUGUGGCUCUUCAGCUUUUCUAAUUUAUUUGCUAAAAAGAAAAAAAAAAAACAACUGAGAAAAAUCAUAUAUAUUAUAUGUAUUUUUCAGAUCAUUCUGAUCUGCUGUUUCUAAUUUGACCUUUUUUUUUAAAGAUAUGACCUCUUUGGAAGGUUGAAAAGUGUGUAUAUUAUAUUAUCCCUGGUACAUUUAUUCUUAUUCUAGGCCCUGUAUGAAAAGACUGCACUACAAGUCUUCUCCACUAGUGCGCAUCAAGUUUGACAAAAGACCCAGGAAAAAUCAUUGUAACUCUUGUUUCGCAAUUGAACUAUAUGGAGAUAUGGAAAUAACUUUUUUAUAAACAUUUUUAAUUGAACAUGUUCCAUUGUGUGUAUCUGUCUUGUUUUUUUGUUUUGUUUUUCAAACUACCUUUUGAAGACAAAUCGUCUCUCUAAAUAGAGAAAGGUUCCUUAUAGAAAAUAGCUUUGUUUGUUUUUCUCUGUGAGUUUUGCAAUCUUUUUCUCUGUUCUUGCAACACAGUGAAAUGUGGUUUCAUUAUUGUGAAGAUAAUUGUGUUGGUGCUUAUCCAGAAGAUGUGGUGCUAAUUUAUGAAAAAGUAGAAGGCUUUUAAAAGAUGUUUUGUUAGCCACAUACUGUAACUAUAUAUUUAAUGUGAGGCUACAGAUUUGGGUUGCAUUAAGAUGGGUCUGAACAAUCCGACAAUUUACUUGAGCUGCAUAUAUUUUUCAAAAUCUAAAGGAUAUAGGAUUUGCUAUAAUGCUAUAAUAUUGUCAUGUAAUGGAAGGUUUUAAAUGUGGAUUUCUUGAGGGGGGAUUUUUUUUUUUAGAUUUUCAUGUUGCUUAUAUUCAAAAAGUUCAUGAGUAUCCUUUUGAAGACCAAAUACCUGAAAUUAAAGAUGCAGAUUGAAAACUACCAAACAUUAAAUCAAGUUUACUACC